GGCACUUUAUCGGCCGCCAAUCUCCAUUUUCGCGCUCCCGCUUGGCGGAGCAUCCUCCUCCUCCUCCUCCAUCUCUUAGCACUGCAAACUGAAAAGUAACAGCUAACAGCCGCGGUGCUUUUAUUUUGUUAUCUUUUAUAUUUAUAAUUAGCUUUUUUGUUAUUUUUUUUCUUAUAUGCAAGUGAGCGGCUUAUCCAUACAGAGCUAAAAAAAAACAAGGGAGAAAAUUGUUAGAUGGCUCUUCGUUUCGAGGUUCUAGGGAGAUUUAAUCGUGCUCGUGCAGCUCAACUAACACUCCCUCACUUUGUAUGCCAGACACCUCUGUUUAUGCCUGUGGGGACGCAAGGUACAAUAAAAGGUUUGACAACUAACCAGCUUGAGGAGAUUGGUUGUCAAAUAAUUCUUGGGAAUACUUAUCACCUGGCACUUCGUCCUACGUCUGAGCUUAUUGAUGAAUUGGGUGGUCUUCACAAAUUUAUGAAUUGGCCUAGAGCGAUGCUGACUGAUUCCGGAGGCUUUCAGAUGGUAUCACUGCUGCAUUUAGCUGACAUCACUGAAAAGGGUGUGACGUUUCAGUCUCCAGUUGAUGGAAAGCCAAUGCUCCUAACACCAGAGGAAUCUAUUGAAAUCCAAAAUAGAAUUGGAGCAGAUAUCAUAAUGGCUCUUGAUGAUGUGGUGAGAACUACUAUUACUGGUCCACGGAUUGAGGAGGCCAUGUAUCGUACCCUCCGUUGGAUAGACAGAUGCAUAGCUGCUCACAAAAGACCACAUGAGCAGAACUUGUUUGGUAUUGUACAAGGUGGUUUAGACCCAGUACUAAGGGAUAUAUGUGUUAGAAGGUUGGUGGAUCGAAAUUUACCAGGCUAUGCUAUUGGUGGUCUUGCAGGCGGUGAAGAUAAAGAUUCAUUUUGGCGUGUUGUUGCUCAGUGUACCGCAGCACUGCCUGAAGAUAAACCGCGAUAUGUCAUGGGUGUUGGGUAUCCACUGGAUAUCGUAGUUUGUAGUGCCUUAGGUGCUGACAUGUACGACUGUGUUUAUCCUACUCGAACUGCUCGUUUUGGCACGGCUCUUGUUCCUGAGGGAGUGCUGAAACUCAAGCACAGAGCGAUGGCUGAUGAUACUCGCCCUAUUGAUCCUACGUGUGCUUGUAUGGUAUGCAAGAACUAUACAAGGGCCUACAUCCAUUCUCUUGUUACAAAGGAUGCUAUGGGAUCUCAGCUUUUGUCAUAUCAUAAUUUAUAUUACAUGAUGCAGCUUAGCAGAAAUCUACACUCUUCCAUAGUCCGGGGGAGGUUUCCUGAGUUUGUAUGCAACUUUUUGCAGAAAAUGUUUCCUAAAGGAGAUGUCCCUGAAUGGGUCUGCAAUGCCAUGGAGGUUGCUGGAAUUGAUAUCUCCUCCUGCUGUGCUCCUUUUCCUUCGGCGCAAGAUUAGAGUUACAAUUAAAUACUAUAUAAGAUUGAAUUCAUGAGGUGGCCUUUUAUUUGUUUCUUCUUCUACGUUUGAGAUCAAAGAAAUCUAAUUUACAGGCAACAACUUAGAGCAGCAUAAAUUUUGUAGCCGAUAUGCUGCUGAUAGAAAUUUUCACCCUUCUGAAGAGAUUUUCUCUUCUCUGUUCUCUUUACCAUUUUACUUUUUCCUCCUUUUCAUCAAAUGACUUGCCAUACCAUCGCAGGUAAAUUUUGUUAACUGGCUACUGAAUAUAAUCUAUACUAUUUAUUUUUUUAGUGA
This is a messenger RNA of Theobroma cacao (cacao), 1728 nucleotides long. The record is from RefSeq and is a predicted model, not a curated record. NCBI's taxonomy places the organism in Eukaryota, Viridiplantae, Streptophyta, Magnoliopsida, Malvales, Malvaceae.